AUGAAUGGAGCUGUGGGAAAGACUUGCUUGCUCAUAUGCUACACCAGCAACAAAUUUCCCACUGACUAUAUUCCAACAGUGUUCGACAACUUUAGUGCCAAUGUGGCCGUCGAUGGCAACAUUGUGAACUUGGGACUGUGGGACACCGCAGGUCAAGAGGAUUACAGCAGAUUGAGGCCACUGAGUUACAGAGGAGCCGACAUAUUUGUAUUGGCCUUCUCUUUAAUCAGUAGGGCCAGUUACGAAAAUGUCCUCAAGAAGUGGAUGCCUGAACUUCGACGUUUUGCUCCUAACGUCCCUAUUGUUCUCGUCGGAACAAAGUUAGAUCUUCGGGAUGAUCGAGGAUAUCUGGCCGACCAUGUCAUUACAACCUCCCAAGGGGAGGAGCUGAGGAAACAAAUUGGUGCAGCAGCUUACAUAGAAUGUAGCUCUAAAACUCAACAGAAUGUGAAAGCUGUGUUCGAUACGGCAAUUAAGGUUGUACUGCAACCUUCUCGGAGGAAAGAAAUGGCUGCACACAAGAAAAGACGCGCCACUGCCUGCUGCUUAAUUGUCAGGGGCAUCGCAUGUGGUGGUUGCAUUGCUUAA
Messenger RNA from Striga hermonthica, 588 nucleotides. The record is from the annotation of a GenBank genome assembly. NCBI's taxonomy places the organism in Eukaryota, Viridiplantae, Streptophyta, Magnoliopsida, Lamiales, Orobanchaceae.